GUCCUGCCUACUUGCAAUUACAUCACGAUCCAUGGAAAGGGCCAUGUCUGUUUGCUUUCUCUUUAGUUUAUGGACAGACAGGUAAUGCUGCAGCAUAGCGGAGUUUGUCACUCUACCACAACAGCUCGCCACAGUCGCAGCUCUCUAAGCAACCUCAGCAAGUCCGACAGGUAGUGUCUGUUCGAGUUGGUAAGGGCCCACCGAUAUAGGCCCUGACAGGCAGCGAAUGUGUAGCGACCGCAUGCAGGUAGCAACUUGGCACAAGGACUCUAACCUCCUUUCGCUUUGUCUGUAAAUGGGGUAGAUAAGACAGACAGCUAGUUUGCGAGCAGUAAUGGCAUGGCAAAGGCAACUGGAUUGUACAUUUGACUGAAACACCUACAACCCGUCGGAGAACAUGGAGUUUCUGAAGAGCCUGGUUCCCAAUGUCAUCUCAGGGGAGGGGGGCUCUGACCACGGAGGAGCCAUCCCUAAAGAAUCAGGGCCUCGGCUCCUACGCAUGAAAAGACUGGGCCUGCUAGCCAUGGGACAGACCACUGAGGAAGAUCCAGUAGAUCCAGUGGUAAAGGUAGAUCCAGGGAUGGGCUCCACCAGACCUGCCCGCGGUAACCAAACCCGCUUCAAAGGAAAUCUCCGACAUAUUAGAAAAGUCUCCUUUUUACAGCAUGCUGCUGGUGUCAGAGGUCACAAGGCUUCUACGCCAGUGAGCAGCAGUGCAAGUAGACGCCGUGCCCCUGCCUCAGUGACUCCUCUGUCGUGGGAGAAACACAACAUUGCCGCCAUGUCGAGCAUCACCAUCGACCCCGAGCUCAAGCCUGGGGAGUUUGUCAUCAAGAGUCUAUUUGCUGAGUUUGCUGUGCUGGCUGAAAAGAAGAUCGAGAUGGUGAUGGCUGAACCGCUGGAGAAACCCCUAUCCCGAUCCCUGCAGAGAGGGGAAGAUGCACAAUUUGACCAGUUAAUAAGCUCUAUGAGCUCAAUAGCAGAACACUGUUUGCCCUCCCUACUGCGCACACUGUUCGACUGGUACCGACGGCAGAGUGGCACUGAGGACGAGUCCUACGAGUACAGGCCUCGCUCAAGUACAAAGUCUAAAGGAGACGAGCAGCACCGGGACAAAGAUUACCUUCUAGAACGGCGGGACUUAGCCAUAGAUUUCAUAUUUUGUUUAGUUUCAGUGGAAGUUCUUAAGCAGAUUCCUCUUCACCCAGUGCCAGAUGUUUUAGUACAUGAAGUUCUAAACCUGGCAUUCAAGCACUUUAAACACAAAGAGGGGUACUGUGGACCCAACACUGGCAAUGUGCACAUCAUUGCAGACCUGUAUGCUGAAGUCAUAGGGGUUCUCACACAGUCAAAAUUUCAGGCGGUGAGGAAGAAGUUCAUCACAGAGCUGAAGGAGCUCAGGCUAAAAGAGCAGAGUCCCUACAUAGUCCAGAGCAUUAUUAGUCUCAUCAUGGGCAUGAAGUUCUUCCGGGUUAAAAUGUAUCCCGUGGAAGAUUUUGAGGCUUCUUUUCAGUUCAUGCAGGAGUGUGCCCAAUACUUCCUGGAAGUCAAGGAUAAAGACAUAAAGCACGCACUAGCAGGCCUUUUUGUUGAAAUCCUCAUCCCUGUUGCAGCUGCGGUAAAGAAUGAAGUCAAUGUUCCAUGCCUCAAAACCUUUGUGGAGAUGCUUUACCAGACAACCUUUGACCUUAGUUCCAGGAAGAAGCACUCUUUGGCUCUGUAUCCUCUGGUGACGUGUCUGCUGUGUGUCAGUCAGAAGCAGUUCUUUCUGAACAACUGGCACAUCUUCCUCCAGAACUGCCUCUCACACCUAAAGAUGCCGUCUAACAACAGCAUCCGAAAGCAGAUUGAGACGCUGCAGAAUAAAGACCCCAAAAUGUCUCGGGUCGCACUGGAGUCACUCUACAGACUGCUGUGGGUCUACAUUAUCAGGAUCAAGUGUGAGAGCAACACAGUCACACAGAGUCGGUUGCUCAGCAUCGUUUCAGCACUUUUCCCCAAAGCCUCUCGCAGCGUGGUGCCCAGAGACACGCCCCUCAACAUCUUCGUCAAGAUCAUCCAGUUCAUAGCUCAGGAAAGACUGGAUUUUGCCAUGAAAGAGAUCAUCUAUGACCUUCUGUGUGUGGGCAAGUCUCACAAAACCUUCACCAUCAAUCCAGAGAGGAUGAAUAUCGGUUUGCGAGCUUUCUUGGUGAUUGCCGACAGCCUACAGCAGAAAGACGGGGAGCCUCCGAUGCCUACCACAGGGAUCAUCCUACCCUCAGGCAACACACUGCGUGUCAAGAAGAUCUUCCUCAACACCACCCUUACGGACGAAGAAGCAAAAGUCAUAGGCAUGUCACUGUACUACCCACAAGUCAGAAAGGCUCUGGAUAACAUCCUACGACACCUGGACAAGGAAGUGGGGCGCUCCAUGAGCAUGACCAGUGUGCAGAUGUCCAACAAGGAGCCAGAGGACAUGAUCACGGGAGAGAGAAAGCCAAAGAUCGAUCUGUUCCGAACAUGUGUGGCGGCUAUCCCAAGGCUGAUACCCGAUGGCAUGAGCAGACAAGACCUGAUCGAGCUUCUCGCCAAACUGACCAUCCACAUGGAUGAGGAGCUGCGUGGCCUCGCCUUCACUACUCUUCAGGCUCUGAUGGUGGAUUUCCCUGAGUGGCGAGAGGAUGUGCUCUCAGGCUUUGCCUACUUCAUCGUCAGAGAGGUGACCGAUGUCCACCCGACGCUGCUGGACAAUGCUGUCAAGAUGUUGCUGCAGCUCAUCAGCCAGUGGAGGCAGGCAGUGCAGAGCAGCAACAAGAGCCACGAUGCCCAGGGCUCUAGCAGUGGCCGCUCUCUGUCCUUGGAACGUACGCUCCCACUGGGUGUUCUGCAUGUCGUGGAGGGUUUAGCGCUGGUGGUGCUUUGCAGCUGCCGUCCUGCUACACGCAGGCUUGCUGUCAAUGUCCUGAAGGAAGUCCGAGCGCUGCACACUGCAUUGGGCAUUGGCAAGGGAGAUGAAGAACUGGCCAUUGAUGUAAUGGAUAGGUUAAGUGCAUCUGUGCUGGAGAGCUUCAUCCACCUCACAGGAGCUGAUCAGACCAGCCUGCUGUACUGUCCCAGUGGGAUUGAUCUUCAGAGUCUGGCAGAGUGGAGCUCAUCUCCCAUCAGCCACCAGUUCGAUGUGGUGAGCCCCUCGCACAUCUGGGUGUUUGCCCACGUCACUCAGGGCCAGGACCCCUGGGUCAUCAGCUUCUCCAGCUACCUGCGGCAGGAAAACCUGCCCAAACAUUGCCCCACCGCACUCAACUAUGCCUGGAUGUUUGCCUACACGCGCCUGCAGUUGCUGUCACCACAAGUUGACAUAAACAGCCCCAUCAAUGCCAAGAAAGUGAACAGCCUGAACAGUAGUGACUCCUACAUUGGCCUUUGGAGGAACUACUUGAUUCUGUGCUGCAGCUCUGCCUCCUCCUCCUCCAUGUGCUCCUCAUCCUCCACCUCUGGGUCCGUCCGCUGCUCCCCUCCUGAGACGCUGGCGUCCACGCCGGACAGCGGCUACAGUUACGAUUCAAAGAUUGUCGGCACUCCGUCCCCCUCUUCCCUCUUCAAACACAUUGUUCCAAUGAUGCGCUCUGAGAGCAUGGACAUCACAGAGUCUUUAGUUCUGGGCCUUGGCAGGACCAACCCAGUGGCUUUCAGAGAGUUGAUAGAGGAGUUAAAUCCCAUCAUCAAAGAAGCUCUGGAGAGAAGACCUGAGAACAUGAAGCGACGCAGGCGUCGUGACAUCCUGAGGGUCCAGCUGGUCCGGAUAUUCGAGCUACUUGCUGAUGCUGGAGUCAUCAGUCAAAUAGCGAGUGGCGGGUUGGAUGGAGAGAGCCAUUCUCUGAACAGUACACUGCUUGAGUAUGUUGAUCUGACCAGGCAGUUGCUCGAGGCUGAAAAUGACAAAGACUCUGACACGUUGAAAGACAUUCGCUGUCACUUCAGUGCGCUUGUGGCCAAUAUCAUUCAGAACGUUCCAGUCCACCAGAGACGGACCAUCUUCCCCCAGCAGUCACUGAGACACAGUCUGUUCAUGCUGUUCAGCCACUGGGCCGGGCCCUUCAGCAUCAUGUUCACUCCUUUGGACCGCUACAGUGACAGAAAUAUGCAGAUCAACCGGCAUCAGUACUGUGCACUAAAGGCCAUGUCUGCAGUGUUGUGUUGUGGACCUGUAGCUGAUAAUGUUGGCCUCUCCUCCGAUGGCUACCUCUACAAGUGGCUGGACAACAUUCUGGAUUCUCAGGACAAGAAGGUUCACCAGCUGGGUUGUGAGGCUGUGAUGCUGCUGCUGGAGCUGAAUCCAGACCAGAGCAACCUCAUGUUUUGGGCUGUGGACCGCUGUUACACCGGCUCCCGUCGGGUCGCUGCUGGCUGCUUCAGGGCCAUCGCCAAUGUCUUUCACAACAGGGAUUACCAAUUUGACACUGUGGUGCUGCUGAACUUGAUUCUCUUCAAGGCGGCUGAUUCUUCCAGGGAGAUUUACGAGGUGGCCAUGCAGCUGUUACAGAUCCUGGAGCCCAAGCUCUUCCGUUACGCUCACAAACUGGAGAUCCAGCGAACAGAUGGCAUCUUGACUCCUCCUUCGCCUCUGCCACACCUCUACUCCGUGUCUUACUACCAGCUGUCUGAGGAGCUUGCCAGGACUUACCCAGAGCUCACUCUGCCCAUCUUCUCAGAAGUGAGUCUGCGCAUCCAGACAGCGCAUCCUGGUGGUCGUCAAGUAAUGUUGCACUACCUCCUGCCGUGGAUGAACAAUGUGGAGCUGGUAGACUUCAAGCCAAUCGCACGGCGACCAGAGGACUGCGGCAGUGGUGAAGAGGACGAGGACGUACACGAAAGGGAGAUGAUGAUGGUCAACAGCCGCAGAUGGCUCCGUGGAGAAGGAUGGGGAUCCCCGCGAGCAACAACCAUGGUGCUAAACAACCUCAUGUUCAUGACCGCCAAAUAUGGAGAUGAGUUUGCCUGGUCCGAGAUUGAGAACGUGUGGACCACAUUAGCAGACAGUUGGCCAAAGAACCUCAAAAUCAUUCUACACUUUCUCAUCAGCAUGUCAGGAGUCAACAGUGACCCCAGCCUCUUGCCCUAUGUGAAACGAGUGGUUGUGUACUUGGGCAGAGAUAAAACUAUGCAGCUGCUGGAGGAGUUGAUGUGUGAGCUUGAGUUGACAGAUCCUGUCAGCUCAGCUGUCACCCACAUGGACAACCCCCCUUACUACCGCAUCACCUCCAGUUUCAAGAUCCCCUCAGUCACCUCAGGAACAACCUCCAGUAGCAAUACCAUGGUGCCAGGAAAUGAUGGUCAUCAUGACACCAAGAUCAAAGACUCCAACAUGGAGGAAAGUUACACCCACCUGGAUAUUUACAGCGGGCUCAACAGCAACCUGAACCGCCAGCACCACCGUCUGGAAUCUCGCUACAGCAGCAGCUCUGGAGGCUCCUACGAGGACGAGAAGAGUGACUCCAUGCCACUUUAUGCUAACUGGCGUCUGAAAGUGAUGGAUCACAACCGACCGGAGCCUCUGCCUUUCCCUCCAACUGGAGGCUGCUGGUCUCCUCUCCUGGACUAUUUGCCGGAGACAAACGCACCCGCUGUGCCACUCCACAGAUGCAACAUUGCAGUCAUCCUGCUGACGGACCUCAUUGUGGAUCAUGGGGUUAAAGUCGAGUGGAGUGCCUACCUGCACCUCCUGCUGCAUGCAGUUUUUAUCGGGCUUGAUCACCAGCACCCAGAGGUCUACGAGCACUGCAAACGUCUGCUGCUUCACCUGCUUGUUGUCCAGGGUGCAAAUAGCAGCGUUCAAUCCGUGGCUAUGGUGCUUUUACGAAACAGGGACUACAACGAACCUAAAGUUCUGACUGUAAAACCACCAGCUCCAGAGUUCAACCUCACAGGCGUGCAGGAGUUGUUGCCAGACUGCCAACCCUCACCUAUGACAGACUCGGGUCUCAGCUCCAGCUCCACAUCUUCCAGUAUCAGCAUCGGAGUGGGGGGUACCGCUCUGUCCCACCUCUCGCCCACUCUUCUCAGCGAGGUGGACGUCACCGCUGAGCAGGAUGAGAAGGCCAAAGCUCUCAUUGAGUUCAUUACUUCAAGGAAGCGGGGUCCACUCUGGAAUCACGAAGACGUGUCACCCAAGAACCCCAACAUCAAGAGCGCAGAUCAGCUGAGUGUCUUUGUCCGACAUGUGGUCGCUGUCUUCAAAUAUUGCCAGUCAGGUUUCCAGAUGGAGUCAUUGCUGAGUGAAGUGGCUUUGAGGACCGCUCUGUCAUGCUCUUCUCGCCACUACGCCGGUCGCUCAUUCCAGAUUUUCAGAGCGCUCAAGCAGCCUUUGACUCCCGCCACGCUGUCUGACAUCCUGUCCCGACUGGUUGAGACCGUGGGAGACCCAGGAGAGGAGGCGCAGGGCUUUGUCAUUGAGCUCCUCCUCACGUUGGAGUCUGGCAUUGACACACUAGCAGACACACUCAAAAACUACGACCUCCUCACUGCUCUUGCUCAAACCCCGACUCGCGAUCACUUGCUCGGGCCAAAGUUUGCCUCCAACAGGAAGAGCACGGGCCAGCUGAACAUCAGCAGCAGCGGUCUCUACCACUACGUCCACGCUCGCAGCAACUCCCUCCGCGCCAGCCUGCUGAGCGAGCGGAAAACCGACCGGCGUCGGAGUAACACCUUAGACAUAGCAGACCGGCUCGGUGGAAGCCACGGAAACCUGGCGCGAACGCGGAGCUUAUCAUCGCUGGGCGGAGGAGGAAGUCCAGGAGGGGAAACCGCUCCACCUGUGGACCCUUCAAAUCUGAUGGCCACAGUGUUCUGGAUCGCUGUCUCCUUGCUGGAGUCGGACUACGAGUUUGAGUAUCUGCUGGCUUUGCGUUUACUCAACAAGCUGCUGGGCCAGCUGCCCCUGGAUCGGGCCGACAGCAGAGAACGUCUGGAGAUGGUCCAGUCCAAGCUGAAGUGGUACAACUUCCCGGGGCUCCUGCAGCUCUUCCUGAAGGGUUUCACCUCUGCUUCGACUCAGGAGCUCACCAUCCACCUGCUGAGCAAGCUCAUCAGUGUCUCCAGACACACACUGGUAGACCCUUCACAAGUGGCAGGUUUUCCCUUGAACAUCUUGUGCCUCCUACCGCACCUUAUUCAGCACUUUGACAGCCCCACGCCCUUCUGCAAGGAAACGGCUGAUAAAAUAGCCAAAGUGUGCGCUGAUGAGAAGUCGGCCACUCUGUCUAACCUGGCCCACAUGAUGAGCCUGUACAGCACACACAGCUAUUCCCGCGACUGCACCAACUGGAUCAACGUGGUCUGCCGCUACCUCCACGACGCCUUCGCUGAGAGGACCCUCAACCUGGUCACAUACUUAGCCGAGCUGCUGGAGAAGGGCCUUCCCAGCAUGCAGCAGUCCUUGCUGCAAAUCAUAUACAGCCUGCUGAGUCACAUUGACCUGUCAGCAGCUCCUGUCAAACAGUUCAACCUCGAGAUCAUGAAGAUCAUCGGCAAAUAUGUUCAGAGUCCACAUUGGAAAGAGGCCCAAAACAUUCUGAAGCUGGUGGUGUCCCGCUCAGCCAGCCUCGUCGUUCCAGACGACGUGCAGCGUUCAUACAGUUCUGAGUCAUGCGGCUCUCCAGAAAUUGCCUUUACGCGCAUAUUCAACAACUCUUCUAAGGAGCUGCCGGGCAAGACGCUGGACUUCCACUUUGACAUCUCAGAGACACCGAUCAUCGGGCAUAAAUACAGUGAUCAGCGGAGUGCAGCAGGCAGGAAUGGGAAGCCGCAGGUGAUUGCUGUAACGAGGAGUACCUCCUCCACCUCCUCUGGCUCGAACUCCAACGGUCUGGUGCAAGUGAGCUGGAAGAGGCCUCAGCUUUCCCAGAGACGGACCAGAGAGAGACUCAUGAAUGUGUUGUCUCUGUGUGGUCCAGAAGCCGGCAUUCCCAAAAAUCCAUCUGUAAGACUCCUCUCCUACUCUAAGGCCUCAGAUAAGGUGGUGUUUUCAUCUAAUGAGGAUCUGGAUUCUGCUGACCAGCAGACCAGCCUCAUUCCCACUGUGGAGGAGGUGGUCAGGGAGGAGGAGGUGCAGGGGGAGGACACAGGCAGUGAGCAGCAGUUCGGUGUCUUUAAGGACUUUGACUUUUUGGAUGUGGAGCUGGAGGAUGCCGAGGAGUUGCAGGGGGAGAGCAUGGACAACUUUAACUGGGGGGUUCGGCGCCGCUCUCUGGAGAGCAUGGACAAAGGGGACACGCCGUCUUUGCAGGAGUGUCAGUACACGGGCAGCACGCCAAGCCUCAACCUCACCAACCACGAGGACACGGAUGAAUCAUCUGAGGAGGAGGUACUGAGCGCUAGCCAGAUUCUCUCCUGCACCGGCCUUCUGAACAGUGACUCUGCCACAGACGACACGGCGUCCAACCAUGUGGACUCCCUGCAGCAGUCCCAGGAAUCGUCCAGCAGUGCCAUGACCGAGGAGGCCACCGUCCUGCCCUCCCUGCCCUCCCUAUCCUCCCUCCCUCGACUGGAUAGUCCCCUUUUGGAGAUGGCCCACUCAGACAGCACCAGCAGCCAGCUGCCUGAGGAUGCUGUGAGCAUGACUGCCGCCGAUGAGCUGAGCAGCAGUGUGAGCGAGGACACGGGGUUCUGUAGCGCCCCCCCUCUGCCCUCUGACCCACCAGAAAUGUGCGACCUUCAGGAGUUGCAGGAACCUCAGGAUCCUCCUGAAACUCAGGACCCUCAAGAGACCCUGGACCCUCAAGAGGACCUGGAUCCGGCCCCCCCUCCUCCGCCGGCCAUAGACACUCCACCCGGGUUCCUUUGUGAGGACGAGUCCCAAACAGUUCUGCCCCUUUGUAUGCCGAUGAUACCGGAAACAAAGCCUGAUCCGGACCCGGACCCUGAUCCAGACAGCACCUGUGGGUCUGUGUGGGAAGAGGAUGUGACUCAAGCCCUGAAGGAGCUGGACGAGCGCUGUGAAGAGGAGGAGGCCGACUUCUCUGGCAUGUCCAGUCAAGAUGAAGGUGACGCAGACAGCUUCCCAGAGAUCCAGGCCUCUCCGCCCCCUUCACCCUUCCUCUCCGCCAUCCUGGCGGCGUUCCAGCCUGUUGCCUAUGACAAUGAGGAAGAUGCUUGGCGUUGCCAUGUCAACCAGAUGUUGUCAGACACAGAUGGGUCCUCUGCUGUUUACACUUUCCACGUGUUCUCCCGGCUCUUUCAGGGCAUUCAGAGGAAAUUUGGCUCCAUCACACAUGCAUCUGUUCGCUUUCUCGGGGAAAGGCUCCAACGAAUGGGAAAUCAGUUCCUCAGCUCCCUGGAAGUCAUGACGUCGCGCUCGCAGUGCCCCACCGUGCUGCUGGAUGCUGAGACGCUGGUCUCUUGUGGACUAUUGGAGAUCUUGAAGUUCAGUGUGCUGGAGUUGCAGGAACACCUGGACACCUAUAAUGCCAAGAGAGAAGCAGCAGAGCUCUGGCUGGAAAACUGCAGGAAAACAUUUGGGGACAAAGACAGCAGCCAGCGACCCAACACUCACGCACAGCAAAUGGAAAAUCUAGCAGAGCUGGAACUGUGUCGGAGGCUUUAUAAGUUGCACUUUCAGCUGCUGCUGCUGUUCCAGGCGUACUGUAAGCUCAUCAGCAGAGUGGACACCAUCAAGAGAGAGGCCGAGGUCACCAACAUGUCUGAGGAGCUGACGAUCCUAGAAAGCUGCCUGAAAGAGGCAGAGAUUGGCAACGACGUCCAGGAGGACGUGUGCAUGUCCGACAACGCCCACACCAACACGGAGACGGCCAUCCAGUCGCUCAUCGAAACGCUCCGCGGCAGAGACUUCAGCUCCGCUCUCACACAGGUCAAAGUCUUCAGGUCUUUGUGGCCCAAUGACAUCUUCGGCAACGAGACGGACAACGCCGUCCAGACCCUCCUGCACAUCUACUUCCGCCACCAGACGCUGGGCCAGACGGGCUGCCUGGCCGUGGUGGGCCCCAGCGGGGACCUUUCUCAGGCCAGCACUCGCCUCAUGGAGCUCAACCUGCAGAUCCGCGAGGCCCUGAGUCAGGCGCAGUCCUGCCAGCCCCACGGCGCCGUGGUCAGCACGGGGCUGUGAGCCCCGCGGCGCCGCGGGCCGCACCGGACCGGACACAAACGCCCCUUUCCCCUCCGCCCACCGCUCUACACAGACCUCACUUCAGCUGUAGACGGAGGGCGGACGGAGAGGGGAGGAGGACGAGAGAGACUCCACCUACAAAGGGCUAAAGGAUGUGUGGGAAUAACUGUGACUCUUAAUAUAUAUAUCUAUAAAUAUAUAUUAUUACAUAUAUGAAUGCUUAAAGCUAAUAUCUUUUCCCAGACUAAGCCAACUUGCAAAAUUCAAUUGCAAUAAGUCAUGUGGUGGUGUGCCUGGAGAAGAAUCAGGAAGGGCACAGGGAGAUGACCUUUUACUUUGGUUUUUAUUUUCAUUUGGGAGUGUUCUUAUUUUACUUUUUUUCUUUCUUUGGGAUCUGACCUGGCACCUUCUUGCAAAUGGGCGCCUUCCUCGCGGCGCCGGCGUGAGACGGAGCGGAGCGGGCGGAUUGUGUUGCGUGCGGACACAACGUCAAGGUUCAACAAGCAAGCUCGUUUUAAAACACAAAAAUGAAAGAAAAAAAAAAGUCAGAGGUUUUCAGAGGCAUGCUCGAAAGAGAACCGGCACUGCAAGAAUAUUUUUUUGAGAAAUGUAUUUUUAUUAGAGCUAACAUGGUAGGUUGUAAAUGUUAGGAUAUAUUAAACGUGUAAUUGUAACCCUGUGGGGACGGUUCGCCUUCAGGGAGUGUACAAAGAGAAAUAUAUCUGUUUAUUGAUCUGUUCUGAGAGGAGAGCCCCUUUACAACAGGUCUUCUCGCAAAAACUCACUCUUUAACCAAAUAAGUAGAUGCCUUUAGAGACUCUGGACUGUGUGGCUAUAUAUUGGAUAUUCUGGUAUACACUCACACAGAUGCAUUUGAUUGCACAUGAGUGCAGACCGGCUAUAGCUCAUUAUGAAAACAUAACUUAUUUUACUCUGUAUAUAUUUUAGAAAAUGUAUAGUGUAAAACCAGUAUUUUUUUCCCCUGUACUUUUGUGUAAUGCACUGUUCAUCCGAAUAGGAUGUGAUGUAUAAAGCUAACGUGAUAAGAGAAAGCCAAGACCAGAUCUGAGUCGUUCAUGGUCCGCUCCACCUGUCCGUCAUCCCAAUCACACAAGACUUCUGAACUUUCCCGAAGGCUGCCUUGGCGGAUGGAGGCGGUCUCCCAGACGUGGGCGCGGAUCGCCGCUCGUUUCGGGACGGGCCGUCUGCCUUGUUUUUUGUUUUUUUUGUGGGGUGGGGGCGGCGCGGCGGCGUGGGAGAUGAAUAGUAGCCUCCAUCUCCCGCGGGACUCCAGCAGUCCAGCGAAGCCAUGUCCAUAUGCAUUCCUUCUCUCCACUGUGACCUGUUAUUUUGUUAAGCAUGGUGCCGCGGCACACGCUCUGCUUAAAGCCUUACGACGGGAGACUGAAAGGUUUGUCCGGGUUGAUGAGGAGACGGCUUCGCUUCACUCUCAGAAUGGCCCUAUUUGCUGCUGUGACUGCGGGACAUGAACUGUUCUCUGGACGCUCUUUGGAAAACUUGUCAUGGCACAUUGUAACAGUCACUGUACUCAUUCCUCAGAGAGCUUCUCCUCCCUUUUUCCCCUUCUUGCCUGGUUCAUUUGCUGUUUAAUGACAUUUACCAGGAAGAUGUUUUAAUGUAGAGCUGCAUUUUGCUUUUUCCUUCACUCACAUACCAGCCUUCUUUUCUGGAUGAAUAAAGUCCUAAACAUACCAAAUAA
Molecule: messenger RNA, 11822 nt
Organism: Salarias fasciatus (jewelled blenny)
Lineage: Eukaryota; Metazoa; Chordata; Actinopteri; Blenniiformes; Blenniidae
Gene: fryl
Product: furry homolog, like
Exons: 64
Coding region: 398-10102 (3234 amino acids)
Biological process (GO): cell morphogenesis; neuron projection development
Cellular component (GO): site of polarized growth; cell cortex
Source: RefSeq, a predicted model, not a curated record